Messenger RNA from Onychostoma macrolepis, 1475 nucleotides. It is a transcript of the gene nebl, whose product is annotated as nebulette. Gene Ontology annotation, molecular function: actin filament binding. The transcript has 6 exons. Gene Ontology annotation, cellular component: focal adhesion. NCBI's taxonomy places the organism in Eukaryota, Metazoa, Chordata, Actinopteri, Cypriniformes, Cyprinidae. The record is from RefSeq and is a predicted model, not a curated record. The coding region runs from base 243 to 1184 and encodes 313 amino acids.
UCCAACAGUCUCAGUGGGUGAUGUUUGGUGAAAUCUCACGCAUCUUUGCUCCGGUUCCCUCACUGCGAGACCAGCAGCACGCUGAUAAACACUCGCGAGCCACGAUAUUUAAAGCACUACGACAUAAACUCACCGCAUGCUGCAGCAAGUCUGAGAUAUCUGAGAUAUUUUACAAGUUAGUCGAUUAUCGGAGUGACUGGAGAAGUUAUGCUAUUUUCCCGGACCAUCGCAGCAGCUAAAAAAUGAAUCCUCAUUGCGCGCGCUGUGGGAAAAUUGUCUACGCAACAGAGAAAGUGAACUGUCUGGACAAGUAUUGGCACAAAGGAUGCUUCCACUGUGAGGUGUGUAAAAUGACUCUCAACAUGAACAACUAUAAGGGAUAUGAGAAGAAGCCCUACUGCAACGCGCAUUAUCCAAAACAGACAUUUACAAUUGUGACAGACACCCCUGAGAACCUACGACUGAGACAGCAAAGUGAGCUCCAAAGUCAGGUCAAGUACAGGAAGGAUUUUGAACAGAGUAAGGGUCGGGGCCUCAAAUUUGUCUUGGAUACUCCAGAGCUACAGAGACUGAGGAAGGCCCAGGAUCAGAUCAGUAAUGCAAAGUAUCAUAAGGAUUUUGAGGUGUCAGGUUUGCAUGGGGUCACUCCAGGAAUGCACGGGCCGUACCUGGUACGGGCUCAGAUGACACCUAACCAUGAGACGGUGGGGAACAGCACACACAAGGGGGUUCAUCAGUACAUCAUGGAGAUGGAUCGAAGACCUGGCGUCAUUGUGGGUAAGUUCUCUAAUGUGAGAUGCUCACACCUGGUAGUAAACCCUAAAAAAGCUAAAUCAGUAUAUUACCUAUAUCAAAAUAUCAAACUUACAACUGUAAUUGUUGUUUUAGCACCUGUUCUCCCUGGUGCAUACUAUCCCAGUGGCCACAGCCAUGGGCACAGCUACAUGCAUCAGACAAGCAUGCAUUCACUGAGGUCAGUGCAGCUGAGGUCACAGCACAUGAGCAUGACUGUGUACAGGGCCCUGUAUGACUACACAGCGCAGGAUUAUGAUGAAGUGUCGUUCCGGGACGGUGACAUCAUUCAGAACGUGCAGCCGAUCGAUGAAGGCUGGAUGUAUGGAACGGUACAGAGGACGGGGAGGUCGGGUAUGCUGCCUGCUAACUAUGUAGAGGGCAUUCGCUAGUUGUCUCACGGAGCCUCAAAUCAAACACCAUAUCUGAAUGGUCACAGGAACAGCUCUAUUUUAAUAGUGCUAAUUGUCCCACUUUGUAAGUGUUUAUAAUGUUACAUUUUUUAUUUUGUUACUCUGAAUGUCCAGUGUAAGUGAAUGUACACUACUGUUCAAAAGUUUGGCACAUGUAAGAUUUAUUUAUUCAUUCAUUCAUUUUUUUUUUUUUUUUUAAAUGACUACUUUUAUUCAGCAAGGGUGAAUUAAUUUGAUCAAAAGUGACAGUAAAUACAUUCACAUUGCUGU